Austrofundulus limnaeus is the source of this 2335-nucleotide messenger RNA. Its product is annotated as recombining binding protein suppressor of hairless. The record is from RefSeq and is a predicted model, not a curated record. NCBI's taxonomy places the organism in Eukaryota, Metazoa, Chordata, Actinopteri, Cyprinodontiformes, Rivulidae. Gene Ontology annotation, cellular component: nucleus. Gene Ontology annotation, molecular function: DNA-binding transcription activator activity, RNA polymerase II-specific; RNA polymerase II cis-regulatory region sequence-specific DNA binding. Gene Ontology annotation, biological process: regulation of transcription by RNA polymerase II.
UGUGCAUCGCAUCAGGGACCAAGGUGGCACUGUUCAACCGACUGCGCUCCCAAACAGUCAGCACACGUUACCUCCACGUGGAGGGCGGCAACUUCCACGCCAGCUCCCAGCAGUGGGGCGCGUUUUUCAUCCACCUCUUGGAUGACGAGGAGUCAGAAGGAGAAGAAUUCACUGUGAGAGACGGUUACAUCCACUACGGACAGACAGUCAAGCUGGUUUGCUCCGUCACCGGCAUGGCUCUGCCCAGACUGAUUAUUCGUAAAGUGGACAAGCAGACGGCGCUGCUCGAUGCAGAUGACCCGGUCUCCCAGCUCCAUAAAUGUGCCUUCUACCUGAAGGACACAGAGCGCAUGUACCUGUGCCUUUCCCAAGAAAGGAUCAUCCAGUUUCAAGCCACUCCAUGCCCAAAGGAACCAAACAAGGAGAUGAUCAACGACGGCGCCUCCUGGACAAUCAUCAGCACAGACAAGGCUGAGUACACUUUCUACGAGGGCAUGGGCCCCGUCCUGUCGCCCGUCACGCCCGUGCCUGUGGUCGAGAGCUUACAGCUGAACGGAGGAGGGGACGUCGCCAUGCUGGAGCUGACGGGACAGAACUUCAUUCCAAACCUGCGGGUUUGGUUUGGAGACGUCGAGGCAGAGACCAUGUACAGGUGCGCAGAGAGCAUGUUGUGCGUGGUUCCCGACAUCUCCGCCUUCAGAGAGGGCUGGCGCUGGGUGCGGCAGCCCGUCCAGGUGCCCGUCACCCUGGUCCGGAACGACGGCAUCAUCUACUCCACCACGCUGACCUUCACCUACACGCCGGAGCCGGGGCCGAGGCCGCACUGCAGCGCGGCCGGCGCCAUCCUGCGAGCCGGAAACUCCAGCCUGCACAGCAACAGCAGCCAGGAGGCCGAAACCAGCGUCUACGGCCCCAACAGCACCGCCGGCGCCGGAGGCGUCACGUCUUCUUCCUCCACCGCCGCCGCCGUGGUGUCCUAACGCACGCAGCUGGAGGGGGCCUCAUCGCAGUACGCCUCGAGCGCGGCUAUACCUCGAGGUGUACGCAGACUAUAGGAAACAAAAAAAAAAACUGACUCACUCUGAAGUGCUGCAUAUUCAUUCUGGAAACAAACAGAAAGAGGAAACGGAAACAAAAAACAAAGUCCAGCGGGGAUGAAGGAGUAGGGGACAUUUGAAGGAGUGACAUCACAUAUGUCUCAGCCAAUAAGCAGAGAGAAGCUCCUUGACCUGUGUCCCUCRCCCUCCCCGCCGCCUCCUCCUCUUCCUCUCUCCUGUGGUUACUUUAGGGACCUGCCAUCGUGGUCCUGGUGUUUGGAAUCAGUGAAGUUCCUGCAGGCUCAGAGCACCAGCACCUUCCUUCAGCUGUGACAAACCACAACAACAAUACAUCCAACGUGGACGCAACGGAACAAAAAGGCUCCAAAGGAAAAUCUUAUUUCCUGCUCCCCACCCUGAACCUUUCAUCUCCUGGUUUUAUAUUCAUAACUCCUCUCGUUUUCGUGUGGAAUCCAAACGGAGGGCUGGAUGUAUUGUUGUUGAAGGGAGUGCCAGAGGGACACACAGAAAAAAACGUGAUGAUAACAUAGUUUUUAUGGACCAAGGAUCUUGUAUAAGCUUUAGUAAAGGUACAUUUUUCUCCAUACCUUUUUUUGUAUUAAACAUAUAGUACACUUUUGUUACCAAAUAGUUUCUAUUCUUCCUCUGAGCUUGGGCUUUACUUUUUUCUUCCCCCGUUCGAGGUCCAAAAUUUAUACGUCAAUGUGACCUUACUACAAAUGCCUGCUUUUCAGUCUUGUUUUGAUACUCUAGCGUCUUCUUUUUUUGGGGGGUUAACCUGAAGUCUUGGUUGUUUAUUUACAUGUGAGAAGGUUGUUUUGUUUCUGUUUUGUUUCAAUUGGGGGGAAAUAACCUCAGAGGGCCUAUUUUUUAUUAUCAUUGGUUUUUAUGAAGUCUUUAAUAAGAAAAGCUUUAAGCAACGCCUCUGCCUUGCCUGCAAUACUCACUCUUAUGUGUGCUGCGUCUCCAGGAAAGUACACACAUCCGUACAUCUCACCCGGAGCCAUAGAAACGUUUGCAGAAAACGUGGGGAGGAGAAAAAUAACAAGACUUUCAAGGUUACAGAAAGAAUUAGUCAUUUUCAAACUCAUGUAAUAAGCGUAGACUUAAACAGUUAGCCUUAGUACUGUAUAUUCUUACUGUGUACACAGUUCAACAAGUCCCACAUCUAGUAUCUUCUAUCUGUUGCUCACUGCUGUCAAACGUUGUGAAAGUCGUCUCAAACUGCACCUAGCCAGGUGUCUUCCAGUGUGUUCUGGUGGUUUUCCCAAAAAAAA